AUGGAAAUCAUCAGAGGUGGUUUGGAUGACAUUUCUCGGCCCGCAUCGAGUGAGCAGACAGGCAGCCGAGUGUCGAGCGUGUCUCUGCCUCACGGUGACAGAAUUGGUCCAACAACUCCACGAAACAACUCUCUUGUUGUUUUGACCAAAGAUGCUGCUGAUAUUCGGAUCAAGAGCAGCUCCGAUGAAACUGGCAUUAACUCAUCAGCCAAAGGUCCUGACAAUGGUCAGUGUCACGCUGAAGUUACUGAUGACGAAAGGGAAGAUUACAAACUAAAGAGAGCCAUUGAGGAAAUGAGAAGACUUGAUGAAAUACUGUCUGCAAAAAUCUGCAUCGAAAGAGAAGCGAAGCGUCAAAGGAAAGAACUUCAAGCAAAACUCUGGCAAGAGCUCCUGCAGAAUAAGCCUGAGGGUCACUCUGAAUGUGCCAGAGAAGCCAUGAACACAAGGUUGUUUUUGGCUCUGGAGGCACCCACUGUGACAGAGGAGGAGGAAGAUGACUUUGUGCCUGUGUUUGAAACUCAAGUUCUUGACCUUGAGCCCAACAGAGACAGCCAGUACCUGGAGCAAGGUGAAAAGAGAGCAGACAGCUUGACAGAAUCAUUUGAACUGGGCCACGAGGAGACUGGUGAGGGGCAGUUUGAAGGCAGCCACUGUGGAGCUUCCAAAGGCAAGAAAAAACAGAAGGACUUUGUCAAGAGAAACAUUGAGCUAGUAAGUGGUGUGGGGGAACACGUGCUUUUGACUCAGGCAGAGAAAGAGCGCCUGGCUGAGCUCCUCCGAGAAGUAGACGGAGAGGAAGAGGACAGUGCCAGAGGCGCAGACAGCGAGGAGGACAUGUGGACUGUGUCAGUCCUGACAGGCCAGGGUUACACCCCAGAGCCAUCUGACCUGGAGCAGCUGACUGACAUUGACUCCAAAAUCCGCCUUCUCCUUCCUGUUGAAGAAUUUCUGUCAGUGCAAAGCUCAUACACCAACCUGAGCGUGUCCCAGGGCAGUGGCUUGGAGAAUGGCUGGAAGUGCGAUGGGGACCUACAGCCAGGAGAGACGGUCCUGCAGGAUAUAAAGGAGAGGAGAGGGCAGGAGAGGCGGCUCCGAGAGAUCCAACAGCAGCUGGAGAUCCUGGGCCGGGGCCAGGAGAUGACUGAUGAGUCACCAGACCUCACUGAGGAGCAGUUACUUAGUUUGCUCGAGGAAUGUGAGCUGACAGAAGGCGGCGCCCAGGAUCUUGAGACGAAUGCCAACCCCAUGCGACCCCCAAAAAGACACAGAUGGGCCUGA
Molecule: messenger RNA, 1281 nt
Organism: Plectropomus leopardus (leopard coralgrouper)
Lineage: Eukaryota; Metazoa; Chordata; Actinopteri; Perciformes; Serranidae
Gene: fsip1
Product: fibrous sheath interacting protein 1
Source: RefSeq, a predicted model, not a curated record